UACUUCCUCCAUCCACGCGCGGUCGCGCAAGUCACGAUUCCGGUAGUCCGCGAACGAACGGAUUUUUACUUCAGAUCCCACUGGAAACUCUGCAACCGGAAACGCCCCACCCCGGAACUCGUCAGCCGGGUCAGCAGCCCCCGCCGCGUUGUCGAAGUACGUCACCAGCAAACGGUCACGGCAGCGUUCGUACGCUUCGCCGUAACGCCCCCGCAAACUCUGAAAGCGACCCAUCGCCAGCUUCUCCAUCCACCGCCAGAACGCUGGCCCGCAGCUUCUCUCCCUAAUCCGUUCCUCCAUCAGGUCUCUUCGCCUGGCACCCGAAACCGCAGAGAGCUCCCCCCAGUACGUGUUCAGAGACUCUUUCAUAGUCGAAAUGAAUUCGGCCACAUCUGCCACCGUCUGCUCAAACACUUCGUCUACCUCGCCCGCGCCCUCGGGCACACCCGCAAGCGGG
Gregarina niphandrodes is the source of this 457-nucleotide messenger RNA. RefSeq lists its product as hypothetical. NCBI's taxonomy places the organism in Eukaryota, Apicomplexa, Conoidasida, Eugregarinorida, Gregarinidae. The transcript has a single exon. The annotation marks the transcript as partial. The record is from RefSeq and is a predicted model, not a curated record.